GUUAAGCCAUAUCCACGAGGUGCGACACCGAGGAAUAAGUAAAGAGGAAUGUAAUGAACGAGGAAGCCAAGCUCUGCGGUACCGGUGUACAGUACCAGGUCCACCUAUAUGAUGCAAUACAAGCCCUACAUUCAUAUUCUCAACGUUGAGAUCGAUCCCUACAAGAUAGACCACAUUCUGAAUCGUCACCCAACAUAUCGAACGUGUCGAGGGUACGCCGCCAAAUCUGUCUCCUGAGUGUUCAGUUCGAGCAGCACGAGCUAGCAGUACUACAGCCAACCUCAAAACAGCUGACGGAUGAAACCCGGCAUAAAAUAAGGUUAAAGAGCGCUAUCCUCGGCCGUGCGGAGAACAUUCUUCAGGCCUCAGAUCCAACAAUAAAUAGUUCCUACCCCGAAAUAAUCCAGUGUCAUUCUUAGAUGACGCAGGAGUCGACUCCUUCCGAAUUCGACUGCUGUCAGACAUCUCGAGGACUCCAGCUUUAUCGUGACAACUAAAGUGCGGACCUCGUCCUAUGUAGUUGCAGCAAACGCACCAUCAACACAACGCACGCACAGAGUGAUCGUCCUUGGAGCUAUGCCUGAUAGGCAUGAUAGCCUGCCGCAUCAUUCACAACGGCUAAUUAGUACGAGAGUCCUGUGCACCGGUCGUGCUGUAGUCUCAUGUCAAGUAAGUCAGGCUGCUCGCUUAGCGCAAUGCACGGUCAGAGUGAUAGCUCAGAGCACAACAGCUCCACGGCAGUGAUCGCGUUUAUCAUCAUUAGACGGUAUGAAUCGACUCAUCCAUCAUCAUGGCGUCCGUUCCCGUGCGCAUCAACUAAUUGCUUGUCACCGAAGUGAGUACAGCCAGAAACUCACAAUAUACGGAGACCGGGCCAAACAAUCGAUUGGCAUGGAGAUCUGUUUGUUCCUUGUCUUCAUCUAUUAUGCCCUGUAUAUCACAACACUGCGACAGAGCCGUCCCGCGCCACAAACUAACCACACAGGAAGCACAGGAAAAGCGCCCCACAUUAAUUGAGGUGUUGCCGGCAACUGUAGCUGUGAUCCCAGUGGCGCUCGCAGUCGAUACUGAGACCAUCCGAGGCUCGUUCAUAUCUCUAACGAGUUCGCACGUUAUAGAGAUUUCCUUGGCGCAGUCUGACCUCGACAUAGACCUACUAUCGUCGAGAGCACCGUCGUGCCACCCAAUAUCACACAAAAAAUGACUCCGGAGCGCCUCUCAGUACAGCUACUUACACUUCAUUGAUCGUGCCCCCUUGCGGAAAGCUUCGGGUGAGUGUGCUACGUAUCACUUCACCCAAGUUCGGACCUAUCUUCCGUUUUCGCGCGCCUGCUGGACUAUUGAGAACCCAUUGCCACUGCCAGCAAACCACUGGCCCUCAUCGGGUCUACCGCCUCAGCUUCGGCUAUCGGGUCUCAGCUGUAACUUACCAUGUAUCAGUAUGAUUCAGCAACUGACCAACCCAUUUAGUUUGCAACCUUAUACUGCAGACUUUGCGUGAUCUGAGGAUGAGAGAUACAGCACUUUGGGAAUUCGCUGUCCGGGCUGAUCUGAGAUCCAUUGACAGAGGCCUAUCGUCAUGGGUUCAUGUUAUGUAGUUCAGUAGCUGGAAAAUUUUCGCCCUGUUGCAUUCUGCACAUACACAUACGCAUAUUGUCCCUGUAAACAAACAAAUUGAAGUAGUAGUGAAACUCUCACUGCCUCAGGUUGCUUUGGCGCCACAGGAGAAAGCGCCUGUGGCGCCAAUUCGCAACCGGAGCCUGGCAAAAGUAGUAUGAUCGAACCGCUCGGGUUCUGGACGAGAGAAAA
Messenger RNA from Stereum hirsutum FP-91666 SS1, 1809 nucleotides. RefSeq lists its product as uncharacterized. NCBI's taxonomy places the organism in Eukaryota, Fungi, Basidiomycota, Agaricomycetes, Russulales, Stereaceae. The record is from RefSeq and is a predicted model, not a curated record. Bases 926 to 1204 code for a protein of 92 amino acids. The transcript has 5 exons.